Messenger RNA from Prunus mume (Japanese apricot), 1367 nucleotides. Its product is annotated as B-box zinc finger protein 20. The record is from RefSeq and is a predicted model, not a curated record. Gene Ontology annotation, cellular component: nucleus. Gene Ontology annotation, biological process: regulation of DNA-templated transcription; photomorphogenesis. Lineage: Eukaryota; Viridiplantae; Streptophyta; Magnoliopsida; Rosales; Rosaceae. Gene Ontology annotation, molecular function: zinc ion binding.
ACACUGAAAAAUCUGGUUGGGAUGGGAUAUAAUUAGCCAGAAAAGAAAAGAAAAAGCCUUGGUAGCUGCCUCCUCUUUACUCAAAGAAAGAAAGAAAAUAAAUACAUAGUCGAGAGACAGACAGAGAAAGAGACAUCAUCCAGAGCUUUCUCAAAGACAAACAGUAAAAGCACACACCUUCUCUGAGCUUAGCUGUUCUCUUUCUCUCUCUCUCUCUCUGGUCCUCCCUAGCCAAUGCCCAGAAGCCCAUACUCAACUUUGUCUGCAUCCCAGUCUCCCCCAUAACAUUUCUUUUGCACCCAUCAACACCUUAAAAGAACAUCAAACACAGCACAUCCCAAGCCUGCAUAGAAAUUUAGAGAUCAUGAAGAUCCGGUGUGAUGUGUGCGAGAAAGAAGAGGCCACUGUUUUCUGCUCUGCAGAUGAAGCUGCUCUCUGCGAUGUCUGUGAUCGCCGUGUUCACUACGCAAACAAGCUGGCCGGCAAGCACAAGCGCUUCUGUCUUCUCCACCCCACUUUCAAAGACUCCCCUCUCUGUGAUAUAUGCCAGGAGAGGCGCGGAUUUCUGUUUUGUCAACAAGACAGAGCUAUUCUUUGCAGAGAAUGCGACUUUUCGAUUCACAAAACCAAUGAGCACACACAGAAGCACAACAGGUUUGUUCUUCCAGGCGUUAAGCUCUCAGCUGCUGCUUCUUUAUAUCCAACCUCAUCCUCCUCAUGCUCUGGCUUCUCUCAAGUGGCCAAUACCACUGAUGCAAGAGCCUCCAAGUCUUCUUCAAAGAUACCCAAAACAGUUUCUGAUGAGGCCUUGAAUUGCUCCCCAUCAGUGGAGCAAACGACGUCGUCUUCCUCCUACAAGACAGGAGAGAAUUGUGGCAGUGACAAUGGCUCUGUUUCAACAAGCAGCAUAUCAGAGUAUCUGAUGGAGACGCUGCCUGGGUGGCAUGUAGAAGACUUUUUCGAUUUUUCGUUUGCUCCCGAUGGUUUCUGAGGUUGGCAGCACACCUUACAUCUAGAGAAAUUUGAAAAAACCAAAGAGAAAAAGAAGCCAUUGUUAUGGUGAUGUAUAUUUGGCUGAUAACAAGGCCAAUUUUGCUGGUGUCUUUUUGUGGGAUUUGCUCUGGUUUUGGUGAAGCAAGAUCUUGAAAACAACAUAAGUUUUUUUUUGUCAUCAGAACAAUUUGGCCAUCUGGGUAGCUCAAGUUUCACCUGCAACUCCAUAUGACCCCGAGACUGGUUUUACAAAUAUGAUGAAUAAAAAUAAAAAGGCAGUCCAGUUCAGUUCAGUUCAGCAGAGGAAGGGGGCUGAUGCUGGUCUCUCAGUUCCUUCAAGAAAUCCGAAGCUGUUGAUAAUCUGUUGUAUAAAC